UAUUAGGCAGCAUAUGCACCACGUGAGUUUGAUUCUUUGGCGGAUUCCAUUAAAAUAUCAUCGUAUAAAAGCAUAAUAAUAACUACUUCUCUCUCCCUCACCACACCAACGUAACUUUGAAAAGCCAUGGCGUCAUCUGAAAAUUGCAUCGAAGAAAGCAAGAGUUCUCUCACCAGACUUGCUCCACUUGAAGCAGUGCUCUUUGAUAUAGAUGGAACUCUUUGUGAUUCUGAUCCACUUCAUUAUCUUGCUUUCCGUGAGAUGCUCCAAGAGAUUGGUUUCAACGGAGGUAAUCCUAUAACAGAGGAGUUUUUUAUUGACACUGUUGCUGGCAAGCAUAAUAAUGACAUUGCCUUGGCUCUCUUUCCUGGCGAGCUGGAGAGAGGCUUAAAGUUUUUAGAUGAUAAGGAAGCCAUGUUUCGGAGAUUAGCAGCUGAGCAACUGACGGCUUUAAAUGGCCUCGAUAAAGUGAGAAAAUGGAUUGAAGAUCGUGGGUUGAAGCGAGCUGCAGUUACCAACGCUCCAAGACCAAAUGCAGAACUCGCUCUUUCAAAACUCGGUCUCACAGAUUUCUUUCAAGCUGUUAUUAUUGGCGAUGAAUGUGAACAUGCCAAGCCUCAUCCAGAGCCCUUCUUGAAAGGUCUUGAAGCUCUAAAAGCAUCUAAAGAUCACACAUUUGUAUUUGAGGAUUCUGUUUCAGGAAUCAAAGCUGGUGUGGCCGCUGGGAUGCCUGUUAUUGGUUUAGCUACCCGAAACCCAGAGCAUUUGCUGAUGGAAGCAAAACCCACCUUUUUGAUUAAAGAUUAUGAUGAUCCAAAAUUGUGGGCAGCUUUGGAAGAACUUGACAAGUCUGGUUCUCUUCAGGGUCGUCUUUGAGGGCGUGCAAGGUGGGCUACCGCACAGGGCCUCAAAUUUUUUAUUGUUAAACUUUAACUAAAUAGGGCCUUAUGAAUCUUUGCCAUUGUUAAAAUGUGGUUAAAUAGGGCCUUUAAUUGUCUUGUCAUGAUUGAACCAUGAAUAAUCUACACAGGGCCUCCAAAAACUUGAGACGUCCCUGGGUUCUCAUUAAAGUUUUGAAUUACUACUAGUGCCAUUGACAUAAUUUAGGAGAUGAAAAUGAAAUCAUGAGUUGAGUUUUCAUUUUUAUUUUUUAUAAUUCAAUUCUCAGAUCGAGAAUUAAUGAAGAUUAAGUUAGGUGAAGUUUGUGUUAGCUUAUUGUUAAGUUGAUUAAAGUGUUAUUAGCUGUGCUUAAUUUGGGUUAGCAGCAUAUUGUGUACUAUGUGUUUGAACUUUGAACACUGAGUGGAUUUCAAACUGUGGUUUAUUUUUGUGUAUGAUGGGUUCUUCCGAAGAAAUGGAUGUGUUUGUAUUUUGUGUUUA
Messenger RNA from Vicia villosa (hairy vetch), 1380 nucleotides. Its product is annotated as haloacid dehalogenase-like hydrolase domain-containing protein Sgpp. The coding region runs from base 127 to 876 and encodes 249 amino acids. The record is from RefSeq and is a predicted model, not a curated record. Lineage: Eukaryota; Viridiplantae; Streptophyta; Magnoliopsida; Fabales; Fabaceae. The transcript has 5 exons.